Molecule: messenger RNA, 2017 nt
Organism: Moneuplotes crassus
Lineage: Eukaryota; Ciliophora; Spirotrichea; Euplotida; Euplotidae
Source: the annotation of a GenBank genome assembly
CAUAAAUAAAAAUGUGGAGCUCUUCACAAAGCGAGUCUGCCAAGAAUGCUAAAAUCUAUGAGGGGUCUAAAUACAUCACUAAGGAACAUCCACCAAUCGAGCGAGGAGGUAUCGAAUCCAAAAGGCUCUGCAUAAAGCAUCCUGGUAGAGAACUUGAAUUCCUUCGUAAACGAGAUGGAGUCAUGGUCUGUGCAAUCUGUAUCCUCCAAGAAUCUGAAAGAGGAGAAAAGGACAUCAAGGAUAAGUAUUGUGUCAAACACCCAGGCUUUGAAAAACUUUUCUUCUGCAAAGACUGUGUCAAAGGUAUCUGUGAACGAUGCAUCUCAGUCCAUUCAGACUGAGAUAUUGUUACAGUUGUUCUCCAAGCACAAAAAUUAACAAAAGGAUUUAACAGCUUUAAAACCGAUUUUCAGAGAAUUAACCAAGAUUGGAGAACCUUACAUGAGAAAUUUUCAGAGAAAUAAAGAAACUUUUUACAAUCAAGUGGACAAUACAAGUAAAGAUAUCGAAAAUCAUUUUGAUGAACUCAUCAAAAAGAUCGAGGAGAGCAAGUCUAAGUACCUUGAAGCCUUCAAGAUCCGUGCCCAAGGAGAAAUGCAAGAUUUAUUAGAUGAAGACGAAGCCUUUAAUGAAUAUUAUACCAAUGUUAAACACAAAGAACUUGAGAUUGCCAAGCUUGAAGAUCUUUACGAAAACUCUAACGACUAUGAUCUUGUGAAGGAGAGUAGCAUUAUGAAGAACGAAGAGAUGUUCAAAGAGUUCGUGCCUGAAUACACAGAAUCCCUCAAUAGAUGUAAACAGAAGUAUAAAGAAAUAGAGGAAAAAUCAGGCUAUUCUUUCUCCUUUGAGACUGUAACCAAAGAUGAAGAGAUUAUCAACACUAUUCAUAAAAACAUUAAGAUCAAAAUGAAGAUGGAAGACACACAAGGACUCGAUAUUGAAGAAUCUAAAGGAGAAUUUGAGGAAGAAAAACAUGCUAAAGGAGAAACUGGGCAUACUAAAAAUAAGAACUACAAACAACUCUACAGAAUAGAUAAGAUUAAACGACGCAUGCUUAAUUAUGACCUAAAUGAGAAGAAACUUAGAAGGAUAAAUUAUAAUGAGCCUACUAUUAAAGACACCAACGAGGAAAUAGAGACUAGGAAGAUGAGUACAAUCUUUAGAGGAAUCCUCUCUCCUGAUAGCAAAAGUAUCUGUACUGACUCUGGUGAGAUUUAUCUCUUUGGUGCUUCUGAGACCAAAUUUUCAUCUGCUUUCUAUACAAUGGAGGGAAAUGAAAUAGAACAGCUGAAAGACUUGCCAACAAAAAGGAAGAAAAUCUCUUGUGCUUCUACUAAGACGCAUAUUUACUUCACUGGAGAAUUUGAAGGGAUAAGCUCGACUAGAUCGAUCCUCGAGAGAUAUGAUAUAGAAACAAGGGAGUUCUCAGAGAUCACAGGACUUAACAAGCAGUCUAACUACAUUCUCUGUGUGUAUAAUGCAAGGUAUCUAGUAGCCUUCCCAUACAGUAUAAACUCUUUCAAAAUUAUGGUAUGUGAUUUGGACAACCUAACUGAGAUCUCAGAAGGAGUUCUGAAAGGAGAUUGGAAGAAAUAUACAAACAAGAACCCUUCCAAUCUGAACUUAUAUAUCUGUUACAAGAGUUCAGCAAUUCAGAUUAGUAGAAAUGAAAUUUUCUUGUCAAGUUUGAAGUAUGGAUAUGUGUAUAAUAUGCAAACCCAAGCUUUCACAGAUCAGAAAAACUAUGCAGUCGAUGAUGAAUUCUAUGAUGGAUUUUUGGUAAAAGGGCAUUAUUUGUAUGCUUAUGGAGCUAAGGGACUACAAAGAUUUGAUUUUGAGGGAUCCAAGAAAUGGUACAAAAUCGGGCUGAGAGAUAUAAAAGAAGAAACUGAAAAUAAUGAGGAAUCAAAUGAAAGUGCAAGGAGCUUAGAAAAUCAAUCAGAAAGUGCAUCUGAAAGUGAAUUUUAAACUCUCGGAGAUAUCCUAAGGUCAAAAGUGUUAAUUCCUACCUUAUCAU